Penicillium canariense is the source of this 669-nucleotide messenger RNA. RefSeq names its product dienelactone hydrolase family protein. Gene Ontology annotation, molecular function: hydrolase activity. The record is from RefSeq and is a predicted model, not a curated record. Lineage: Eukaryota; Fungi; Ascomycota; Eurotiomycetes; Eurotiales; Aspergillaceae. The transcript has 3 exons. The coding region runs from base 1 to 669 and encodes 222 amino acids.
AUGUCUGGAAUCAAUGUCACUGGCCCCGAGUCGGCCUCCAAGGCCAUCCUGGUGGUGUACGACAUCUUCGGCUUCUUCGACCAGACCAUUCAGGGUGCCGACAUCCUAGCCACCUCGAACGAGCAGAAGUACCGCGUGAUCAUGCCCGAUUUCUUCGAGGGCCACCCCGCCGACAUCUCUUGGUACCCGCCCAAGACCGAGGAGCACAAGGAGAAGCUCGGCAACUUUUUCUCGACCCAGGCCGCCCCGCCCAAGACCCUGUCCAAGAUCCCCAGUAUUGUGGCCGAGGCCAACAAGCUCGCGCCCGGCGGGGCCUUUUCAUCCUGGUCAAUCCUGGGCUACUGCUGGGGCGGCAAGAUCGCCGCGCUGUCCGUGGGCGCCGAUAACAAGCUCUUCAAGGCCGCCGCUCAGGCCCACCCGGCCAUGGUCGACCCGAAUGACGCCAAGAGCGUGAACGUGCCGUUCGCGAUGCUGGCCUCCAAGGACGAGCCGGCGGACGACGUGUCCGCGUUCAAGGCGAACCUACAGGUCCCCAAUCACGUGGAGACCUUUCCAACUCAGAUCCACGGCUGGAUGGCAGCUCGGUCGGACCUGGAGAACCCAGAGGUGCGCAAGGAGUAUGAGCGUGGUUACCAGACCGUCCUCGAGUUCUUCCACCAGCAUUCUUAA